AUGGCAUUAAGGCUAGGAGUCGGUGACGUAUUUACAGUGUGCAAAGGAGCGGUGGACCUUUGCAGCAGAGGGAUUCACGAUGAACCCGAGGAUGUCAAAUCCGUUAUCGCGGAGAUGAAGCUGAUAAGAGCACACUUGAAGGAACUGGAGAGCCAAAUAGGGGACGAAAAAGCUUUUGUAACCGCACGGCCUGAUAUCGCUCCCGUCAUCAAACGCUCGCUGGAGCCUUUACACAGGGACAUGUUAAGUGUGAAUAAAAUCUUGCAUGAGUGCAAGCGCAAGCCCAGCGUGCAUGUUGUGGAUAAAGUACGGUAUAUGAUUCUCUACAAGGCAAAGCUCGAAGCGUUCCGCGAAAAGCUUCCGGCUCACCGAGAGAGCCUUUGCGUUAUGAAGGAGCUGCUCGAGAAUCAGACUCCAUCUGAAAGAAGAUCAUCGACUGUAAAGUUGUGUGAGUUGGUCGAAAGCCGAGAGGGACAACAGAAAAUAGAAGAAGAAUACGACAGAGCUCAAAAGGAGGUGAUGAGGAUGCUCGAGAAGCGGCACUCAUCUGUUGAGAAGGAUCGGCAUCUGAGCACAAGUGAGAUGCUUGAGCAAUUAGAAGAUAGCUUAAUGGCUAGAGGUGUUUCUCGAGAGCAAGCUGAACAACAAUUGCUCCCGCUUACAAAGGUGCUCAAGCUGCAGCCCUUGCCAACUCCCCCCGAUAUCCAACGGCCUACUUUCAAACUGGAUGUUUUCGAAUGCAGUCUUAGUGCUGGUUCGCAGGAGAGUAAAAAUGGGGACAUCGCUGAAUUGGAUUGA
This is a messenger RNA of Hyaloscypha bicolor E, 798 nucleotides long. RefSeq lists its product as uncharacterized. The transcript is spliced from 2 exons. Lineage: Eukaryota; Fungi; Ascomycota; Leotiomycetes; Helotiales; Hyaloscyphaceae. The record is from RefSeq and is a predicted model, not a curated record. The coding region runs from base 1 to 798 and encodes 265 amino acids.